Messenger RNA from Lottia gigantea (owl limpet), 303 nucleotides. RefSeq lists its product as hypothetical. The annotation marks the transcript as partial. The transcript has 2 exons. Lineage: Eukaryota; Metazoa; Mollusca; Gastropoda; Lottiidae. The record is from RefSeq and is a predicted model, not a curated record. Gene Ontology annotation, biological process: arachidonate secretion; phospholipid metabolic process. Gene Ontology annotation, molecular function: A2-type glycerophospholipase activity.
GGUACAAAUUGGUGCGGUAUUGGUAACAGUGCCGAUGGCUUGGGUCGAUAUGCUUUCACAGACGCCUGUUGUCGAUCACAUGACGUGUGUCCAGGAUUCAUUGCGCCUUUUUCUACUGAAAGAGGUAUUACCAAUUAUUUACCUUACUACAAAUAUAGCUGUGACUGUGAUUUAGAAUUCUACGAAUGCCUGAAAGUUUCAAAAGAUGAGAUAGGUACUUCAGUUGGUCAGUUGUAUUUUAACAUAUUUCAAAGGUACUGUUUUAAAGAAGACACCGAGCGGGUGUGUGACCGUAAGGGGUAA